CCUUUAGCUCACUUUAAACCAAACUCAAAAGAAGUCGGAGUCAGGAAAGAAACAGGAAGAAGACGACGCAACACAAUGACUUCGACUAGGAGACUAGGCAAGGAGCUGGAGGAUAUCCGCAGAUCUGGAAUGGAGCAUUUCCGCAACAUUCAAGUGGAUGAAUCAAACCUUUUGAACUGGCAAGGACUCAUCGUUCCUGACCGUCCACCAUAUGACAAAGGAGCCUUUCGGAUUGAGAUAGCCUUCCCUGCAGAGUACCCCUUCAAGCCCCCCAAGAUCACCUUCAAGACAAAGAUCUACCACCCCAACAUCGAUGAGAAGGGCCAGGUGUGCCUGCCCAUCAUCAGUGUGGAGAACUGGAAGCCAGCCACUAGAACCAUCCAAGUGAUACAGUGUCUCAUUUCUCUGGUACACACCCCUCAGCCGGAGCACCCACUCAGGGCAGACCUGGCAGAAGAAUACACCAAAGACCAUGUAAAAUUCCUGAAGAACGCUGAGGAGUUCACAAAGAAACACAGUGAAAAGAGACCCAUAGACUGAUGAUACGUUCGACCGUCAGCAACCUGUUUCCUGAUUCUACAGAGCCCAACUCUUAGCCCCGUGUUUCACAGAGAUGCCCUGUUCUUGUGUACCUGCAACGUUUAGCACUCAUCAACCAAUCUAUAAUAGAGGUUUCUGUUUCUGUUUCACUUUGCCAAAAGAAAAAUGAAAAACAAGCAGGACUUUUUGGUGAGUGUGCAGGUUCUGGCCUCUAGGUGUCACCUUUUGGUUGUUUUUCCACUUCUUUCUACUGAUUUCUUUUUAGGAAAAAUAAGAAAAUUAUCAGAGGUGGCAUUCUGCAAAAUAAAGUGCUUUUCGGCUUAACUAAAUGUUGAAUGUUAUCUCAGUUUAAUCAUUAGCCUCUGCUGUCCUGUUUACAGAUUUUUAAGCUUUGUUUUAAUAGUUAAUAGCAGCUGAUGCGGUUUAUCUUUUUUCUUUUUCUCAUGUUGCACCAGAAUCUGUGAAAUCACUUGUUUCAGUACAGUUUUUCUGAUAAAUCCACAUGUAAAACAGAAGUUAUUGAAAAUGCAACCAGGGUUUUUUUAAACCCAUUAGUUUCUGGUUUGAGAAAACAUUUCUAAAUAAAAAUGUUCCACCUCAGUUUGCCUCGUAAGUGAAAACUGUCAGAGCAGAGCUGUAAAGUCGGUCAUAGAAAAACAUAUUUGUCUUUGGUUUGGGGGUUUAUUUAAAAUCAGUUUUCAGUUGAAACUAAAUGUUUACAAACAUUAAAGACUGAACCAUUUUUCCUCAC
Austrofundulus limnaeus is the source of this 1291-nucleotide messenger RNA. Its product is annotated as ubiquitin-conjugating enzyme E2 L3. The coding region runs from base 76 to 540 and encodes 154 amino acids. Lineage: Eukaryota; Metazoa; Chordata; Actinopteri; Cyprinodontiformes; Rivulidae. The record is from RefSeq and is a predicted model, not a curated record. The transcript has 4 exons.